ACUUAAUAUUAAUAAAUAUCAAUGGAUAAAUAUAUUUCCAAAACAACUAAAUUAUUUCUAUUUAAAAUCAAUUCCAACUGCAUCAAUUCAUCUGGAUAAAAACUUUUCAACUGAAUAUUUAGAAAAUCCUUUAAAUGAAAAUAUAAAUUUGAUAUCUGAUCAAAAUCAAGAACAUAUUUGUGAAAUUAUAAUUGAUGGAAUUUUAAUUAAAUAUUGGAAUAAAGAUGUUCAAUAA
Messenger RNA from Adineta steineri, 235 nucleotides. The record is from the annotation of a GenBank genome assembly. Lineage: Eukaryota; Metazoa; Rotifera; Eurotatoria; Adinetida; Adinetidae.